AUGGACUAUUCCGACUAUUCGUCGCAGCGCGUCCUGCACACGGGAUCGUUUACGGGAUUCCAUCGCCUGGGAUCACUCGGCAGUCACUACCUUUCCGCGACCGACCAUAUCAAGCAGCCGCUAUGCGGCAACGAAGAGGGAUGGGGCCCAUUGAGUCCGAUCCGUUACGACUUCACACCCUGCUUCAUUGAUGUUUGGAUAGCUUCAGUAGCAGUAUUUGGUGUUGUCUUUGGAACUCUCGCUAUAUCGUGGCUUCUCUUGCGCAAGAGACCGUCUGAUGCUCCCAAAGACUGGCAUUUUUGGGCAAAGCAGACACUACUCGGACUUAUCAUCGCCGAUGUCGUCGUGCAACUCGUAAUUCAAAUAAUCAACUACCCCGGAAUCUGGUUCGGUGACUUCAGGUUUUGGACCACAGUUGUCACCAUCCUUUCCCUCGGUAUCAUAUUCGCUAUCCAGUGGCUCGAACAUGCGCGGCUGCGAAACGCGAACGGUGUUGUCCUGUUCUACUGGCUUUUCCUCUUAAUCGCUUUCGCCGUCAAGUUCCGAUCCCUCAUCUCCCAGCAGCUGUACGUUAAGAACCAAGCCUACUUCAUCACUUAUACUGUCGGCUUUGGACUUUCCAUUGUAGAGUUCUUGCUCGAGUGGUUGUGGCCGAGGAAAGUGAGCGCAUACGAAGCUUUGAUCGACGAAGAGGAAUGCCCGGUUGAGUAUGCGACCGUAUUCUCCCUCUUGACUUUCUCGUGGAUGACCCCUUUGAUGCGCUAUGGAUACAAGCAAUAUCUCACCGAAGAUGAUCUUUGGGGACUCGCUAAGAAGGAUCAAACGAAGAACACUGGAGAUGCCUUCCAAGAUGCCUGGGAAUACGAGUUGAAGCACCGCAAGAACCCUUCGCUGUGGCUUGCCAUGUUCCGAGCCUACGGCGGCCCCUACGCGGUGGCAGCGCUGUUCAAGAUUGUCAACGACGUUACCCAGUAUAUUCAGCCGCAGUUACUCAAGCUCCUCAUCGCCUUUGUAGCCUCGUACGAACCGAAGAACGGCAAAGAGGAGCAGCCUGUUAUCUGGGGUGCUACGAUUGCACUGGCUAUGUUCGCAUGUGCCACACUUCAAACUGCCAUGAUUCACCAAUACUUCCAACUCGCAUUCGUCACCGGUAUGCGUAUCAAGGGUGGCUUGGCAUCUGCUAUUUACAAGAAGUCCAUGAAACUGUCGAACGAGGGCCGGUCCUCUAAGACGACAGGUGACAUUGUCAACUACAUGGCUGUUGAUGCCCAGCGUCUGCAGGAUUUGACUCAGUUCGCCCAGCAAGUUUGGUCUGCCCCAUUCCAAAUCAUCAUCUGCAUGGUUUCUUUGUAUCGAUUGGUUGGUUGGUCCAUGCUUGCUGGCAUUGGUGUUAUGAUCAUCAUGAUGCCCGCUCAUGGCUUCAUCGCCAGACUUAUGAGAAACCUGCAGAAGGAGCAGAUGAAAAACAAGGAUAAGCGCAGCCGGCUAAUCAACGAAAUCAUCAACAACAUGAAGAGCAUCAAGCUUUACGCUUGGGGGGCUCCCUUCAUGAACAAGCUGAACUUCGUUCGAAAUGACCUCGAGCUGAAGAACCUGCGCAAGAUCGGAGCGACGCAAGCUUUCGCCAACUUUACGUGGAGUACUGCUCCAUUCUUUGUGUCUUGCUCAACCUUCACCGUGUUCGUUUUGACUCAGGACAAGCCUCUGACGACUGAAAUUGUCUUCCCCGCGCUCACGCUCUUCAACCUGCUCACAUUCCCUCUGGCUGUCCUUCCGAUGGUUAUUACCUCUAUCGUUGAAGCCAGUGUUGCUGUCGGCCGUCUGACUUCUUUCCUCGUAGCCGAGGAGAUCCAGCCUGACGCGAUUACGAUCAAGCCUGCCCCUGAAGAAAUGGGAGAGGAGACUGUCAUCAUUCGUGAAGGAACAUUUUCCUGGAACCGUCAUGAGAGUAAAGAGGUCCUCAGGGAGAUCGAUUUCACCGCUUACAAGGGCGAACUUUCUUGCAUUGUUGGUAGGGUUGGCGCUGGCAAGUCUUCCUUCCUUCAGAGCAUCUUGGGCGAUCUUUGGAAAGUAAAGGGCGAAGUACAGGUCCAUGGAACAGUGGCAUACGCAUCCCAAAGUGCUUGGAUUCUGAAUGCCACUGUCAAGGAAAACAUUGUUUUCGGCUACCGUUUCGAUCCUGAUUUCUACGAAAAAACUGUCAAGGCCUGCGCCCUCAUCGACGACUUUGCCCAACUCCCUGAUGGCGAUGAGACAGUUGUAGGAGAGAGAGGCAUUUCUUUGAGUGGUGGGCAAAAGGCACGUGUGGCUUUGGCCAGAGCGGUAUAUGCCAGAGCGGAUAUCUAUCUCUUCGACGACGUCUUGUCUGCGGUGGAUUCCCACGUGGGACGACACAUCAUUGAGAACGUACUCGGCCCCAGAGGUCUUCUCAGUACCAAGACCCGUAUUCUCGCGACCAACGCUAUCGCCGUCCUGACAGAAGCAAGCUACAUUACCAUGCUCAGAGACGGCGAAAUAGCCGAGCGGGGAACGUACAAGCAGCUUGUGGCAAUGAAGGGUAUGGUUAACGACCUUAUUAAAACUGCUGGACAAGAAUCAGGUUCCUCCUCAUCAGCCAGCUCAAGCAGUUCCAGUAGUGAGACGUCUACUGUUAUUGAAGCUGAGGGUAGCAGUCAAGAAAAGAAUGAAUUGGAAGAGGCUCAAGAGCGUCUGCCUGAGAUGGAACCCAUCAAGACUGGUGCCGCCAUGAAAAACAAGCAGCGAUCCUCAAGCAUGGCAACACUUCGCCGCGCAAGCACUGCUAGUUUCAGAGGACCCCGUGGCAAGCUCACCGAUGAGGAAAUCGCUGGCAGCAAGACCAAGCAGGCCAAAGAGCAUUCUGAACAAGGAAAGGUUAAGUGGGAAGUCUACCUUGAAUAUGCCAAGAACAGCAACACUGUGGCCGUCGUCAUCUAUCUUCUCACUCUUAUUGCCUCUCAAACAGCAAACAUCGGUGCCAACGCUUGGCUCAAGACUUGGGCCGAUGCCAAUUCAAAGACUGGCAAAAACCUCAACGUUGGCAUGUACAUUGGAAUUUAUUUCGCCUUUGGCAUUGGGUCCUCGCUCUUGACCGUCGUACAGACGCUCAUCUUGUGGAUCUUCUGUUCCAUUGAGGCAUCGCGAAAGUUGCACGAGAGAAUGGCCAACGCUAUCUUUAGGUCCCCCAUGUCAUUUUUCGAUGUGACGCCUACUGGUCGCAUUCUGAACCGAUUCUCCAGGUUUGACACCUGCAUUAUAUCUAGUUCCGCAAACCAGACACUAACUAGCCUGCAGUGA
Molecule: messenger RNA, 3315 nt
Organism: Colletotrichum truncatum
Lineage: Eukaryota; Fungi; Ascomycota; Sordariomycetes; Glomerellales; Glomerellaceae
Source: RefSeq, a predicted model, not a curated record